AUGGCGGGGUCACUUAUCUCUCCCUCACCUUCUGUGGAUCUGAAAGCAGAGAAGCCUGAUGAGAUGGUUAGAAAUGGUGUUCUUUCAAGCCUUCAGAAUUUCCUACGCAAGUGCCUCAUAGCUAUCCUCUCAUAUGGCCCAAUGCCGAAGCACAUUGCAUUUAUUAUGGAUGGUAAUCGUCGAUAUGCUAAAUUCAGAAGCAUGCAACAAGGAGCUGGUCACAGGAUGGGUUUCUCUGCUCUUAUUGCAAGUCUGCUGUACUGCUAUGAAAUGGGUGUGAAGUACAUCACUGUUUAUGCAUUCAGCAUUGACAAUUUUAAAAGGGACCCAAGUGAGGUGGAAACCUUGAUGCAGUUAAUGGAGGAAAAAAUCAAUGAACUAUUAGAGAACCAAAGUGUAAUCAACAAGAUUAACUGUAAGAUCAACUUUUGGGGCAACUUGGACUUGUUAUGUGAGCCGGUGAGGUUGGCGGCUCAGAAGCUGAUGGCGAGCACAGCUGGAAACACAGGGCUGGUCUUUUCUGUCUGCAUGCCAUACAACUCGACUUCUGAGAUUGUCAAUGCUGUCAGUGAAGUCUGUGCAGAAAAGAAGGAACUGUUGCAGAGUGAACAUGCUGGCGACUGUAAUGGCCACGCUGCAAAUAACGGUGUGCAUUCAGAGAUUUCAGUGGCGGAUUUGGAUCGCCACAUGUGGGGCCCACCGAUCGCAACCACUGCCCCCGACGCCGGGCGACUCGUCGCCAGCCUCCCUCCGUCCUCCCCGAUCACCGUGCUCAGGCGCACCUCCCUGAUCCGAAAGAGGACAAAGAAGACAGCAACAAAACUUGAAAGGCCAAAGAAGGCAAAGAAGGACCAAGCAGAUGAGGGCUCAAGUGUUCAGUGUUCACCAAGGACAAGACUGGCAGCAGCCAGAGAAGCAGCUGACAGAGCAGCCAAAGCAGCUCAGCUAGCUGCAGAUAAGGCAGCAGUAGCAUCUGCAGCAGCUGAAGCAGCAGCAGCCAAAGAAGCACCCCUGGAGACUGUAUACCAAGCACCUAGAAGCCCCAACACACCUACACCCCUAGAGACUGUAUACCAAGCACUUGGAAGCCCCCACACACCUACAAGGAACAAUUGCCUGGAAUUGGUAGUUGUGAACGUUGUGAACCCGCUAGGAGAUGAAGCAACUGGCAAAAGAAAGAUGACACCUAGGAGGAAGCAACUAGCUACCAAGAUCAAGAAGACUCCAACAAAAAACACUCCAGCAAAGAAGUCUCUAGCAAAGAAGACUGCAGGAACCAAGGGGAAGAUGAAAUGA
This is a messenger RNA of Miscanthus lutarioriparius, 1296 nucleotides long. NCBI's taxonomy places the organism in Eukaryota, Viridiplantae, Streptophyta, Magnoliopsida, Poales, Poaceae. The record is from the annotation of a GenBank genome assembly.